CAGAUGAGUGCAGGUAUUGAAUGAAUCGGGAAGCGACAUUGAAGUCGUCCUGUUAUUAAUUAUUGAAUUAGUGAUUAAGCAACAAUGUAUUCGGUUCAGCAUCUGAGAGAGUUUGUCAACGAGCGGCUAACUGCUGCUGCUGAAGAAAUAUUCACAGUUUUUAAAAAGACGAUCGUGGAGUUCGAGGAAGAGAUCAACCGUCAGCGAAAACUGCUGGAUGUCGUUUGGAAACCCGAAAUUAAAUUGCACAGGAUAGAGCUCCCACAGCAACAUGUCUGUAAGGAGGAAGAGGAGGAGGUUGUGGCUGAACAGCAGCUCUGUAACCCGGACAGAAACUCCAGUCCAGACCAAGAGGACCCAGAACCUCCACAGAUGAAAGAGGAACAGGAGGAAGUCUGCAACAGUCAGGAGGGAGAGCAGCUUGUACUGAAGCAGGAGACCGAUACCUUCAUGUUGACCCCUACUUGUGAGGAAAGUGACCACCAGCUCAUGUCCCACACCUGUCAUGGAGCUGAGAGCCAAGAUCAGAAAGGAGGCAGCCAUGAAGAUUCAGGAUCAGCUAGAAAUGCAGAGCCAAAAGCAAAGAAAAGAAAUCAGAAACGGAAACAUGGCGGUAACAAUAUACACAACCCUAACUUGUCAGAGAUUGACAGUGAUACUCAGAGAGUUGAAAAGUGUUUCAAGUGUGGCACAUGUGGGAAAGCUUUUAAAUAUAAGUCCCGAUUAGAUGUACAUUUGAGAAGACACACAGGUGAGAAGCCGCACGUGUGCAACACCUGUGGGAAAAGAUUCCUUUGGGCAUCGGGAUUGAACGCUCAUACAAAAAUCCAUACAGGUGAGAAGCCGUAUGUUUGCAACACCUGUGGGAAAACAUUCUCUUGGGCAUCGGGAUUGAACGCUCAUUUAAAAAGUCAUAGAAGUGAGAAACCAUAUCCGUGUAACACCUGUGGGAAAAGAUUCAAGCAAAUGUCAGCAUUGAAAACUCAUGUAAGGAUCCAUACAGGUGAGAGGCCAUAUUUGUGCAACACCUGUGGGAAACGAUUCAGUGACGUGUCAACAUUGAUCUGUCACAGAAGAAUCCAUACGGGUGAGAUGCCAUAUUCAUGCAACACCUGUGGGAAAAGAUUCAGUCAGCUGUCAGGAUUGAACACUCAUGUAAUAACCCACACAGGUGAGAAGCCAUAUUUGUGCCACACCUGUGGGAAAAGAUUCAUUCACAUGUCAAAAUUAAAAAGACAUAUCAGGACGCACACAGGUGAGAAGCGGUUAACACCCGAAACAUCGGAGGGUUUUCAGACUUAAUGGCGCCUCCAUUGUCAGUCAUAAAGAAGUCACACACACUCACCGGCCACUUUAUUAGGUACACCUGUCCAACUGCUUGUUAGCACAAAUUUCUAAUCAGCCAAUCACAUGGCGGCGACUCAAUGCAUUUAGGCAUGUAGACAUGGUUAAGACGAUCUGCUGCAGUUCAAACCGAGCAUCAGAAUGGGGAAGAAAGGUAAUUUAAGUGACUGAACGUGGCAUGGUUGUUGGUGCCAGACGGGCUGGUCUACUGGGAUCUUCACGCAAAACCAUCUCUAAGGUUUACAGAGAAUGGUCCGAAAAAGAGAAAAUAUCUAGUGAGCGGCAGUUCUGUGGGCGAAAAUGCCUUGUUGAUGCCAGAGGUCAGAGGAGAAUGGCCAGACUGGUUUGAGCUGAUAGAAAGGCAACAGUCACUCAAAUAACCACUAGUUACAACCGAGGUAUGCAGAAGAGCAUCUCUGAACGCACAACAUGACGAACCUUGAGGCAAAUGGGUUACAGCGGCAGAAGACCACACCGCAUGCCGCUCCUGUCAGCUAAUGACAGGAAACUGAGGCUACAAUUCGCACAGACUCACUAAAAUUGGACAAUAGAAGAUUGGAAAACGUUGGCUGGUCUGAUGAGUCUCGAUUUCUGCUGCGACAUUCAGAUGGUAGGCUCAGAAUUUGGCGUCAACAACAUGAAAGCAUGGAUCCAUCCUGCCUUGUAUCAACGGUUCAGGCUGCUGCUGGUGGUGUAAUGGUGUGGGGGAUAUUUUCUUGGCACACUUUGGGCCCCUUCGUACCAAUUGAGCAUAAUUUCAAUGCCACAGCCUACCUGGGUAUUGUUGCUGACCAUGUCCAUCCCUUUAUGACCACAGUGUACCCAUCUUCUGAUGGCUACUUCCAGCAGGAUAACGCACCAUGUCAUAAAGCUGA
Chelmon rostratus (copperband butterflyfish) is the source of this 2219-nucleotide messenger RNA. RefSeq names its product zinc finger protein OZF-like. The transcript is spliced from 2 exons. The record is from RefSeq and is a predicted model, not a curated record. Gene Ontology annotation, molecular function: RNA polymerase II cis-regulatory region sequence-specific DNA binding; DNA-binding transcription factor activity. Gene Ontology annotation, biological process: regulation of transcription by RNA polymerase II. NCBI's taxonomy places the organism in Eukaryota, Metazoa, Chordata, Actinopteri, Chaetodontiformes, Chaetodontidae. Bases 85 to 1302 code for a protein of 405 amino acids.